AUGACGGAGCAAUCCCCCGACCUGCCGAAUAUUAGCACUGUCACCCCAGAGAGAAGCACGAAACGAAAGGCGUCCACAGCAACACCCGGCGAGAUCUAUCCUCGUAAAAGAGCGGCUACUGCAUGUCAAAUUUGCCGGCGUCGGAAAACAAGAUGUGACAAUGUUCGACCCACAUGUGGAUUUUGUGCGGACAUAGGCGCUACAUGCUCCUAUCAACCUACGGGGCAGGAGAGCAAUGCGCGUGGCGCUGAAUUUAAUAGUUUUGAUCCCGCUAGCAUGGCUCUAUUAGAGAAGAUGAACUAUGUUGUGUCGCUUCUUGAAACCCAACGCACUCACCCUGUAGAGGGGAUCCCGGCAACAACACCCGAUACUAGUACUAACACAGUCUCCCCCAGAGGCGCUAUAAACACUCACGAUGACCACAUCUCAGUAUCCUCCCAGGUCCUCUCUCAUUGCAAUCUAUCUUGCCGCGUGUUGCAGUGGCCCAUUCUUCAGAACCCACGUCACAAUGGGAUACUGGAUUCGAUGUUUGUGUUGGAGAAGGACGACUUGACAACGCAAGUUUCACGCUCGCGAUGGGUCAUUGAGGAGAACUUUCCAACUCACGUGCGCGCUUUUCUUGCCAAUGUUCAUACCAAAAAUCCGGUAGUUGAGCACAAAGCAUUGCUCCAACAUGCGAACGACAUUUCAGAGAAUGGCAUCUCGUGGGAUGGACCAAGCUGUUUGGUGCUGCUGACUUCGGCUCUGGGUAUCAUAUCGACUACUUUUCAGCGUGUUUCAACCACGCAGCAGGCUCCACCCGAGGCUGAUAGGUCUCUGGCUGACUCCUGCUAUUUUGCAGCCCGAAAGCGGAUAGGUCUACUGAGCAUAUCAUCCCUUCUAUAUCUCCAAUGCUAUUUUCUUUCUGGUAUUUAUGAGAUGUAUACUCUGAAACCGUUGGAAGCAUGGCACUCCUUCUACGUGGUUUCUACCGCGAUACCUCCUUACAUCCGCACCAGGAAUCCUGGAUCAAUGAGCACCGAAACGAGUGACCUCGAGGAGCGCCUCUUUUGGUCUGCAUCAAAAUCGGAGUUGUGCCUCCGCAUUGAGCUGGACCUCCCCGCUCUCUUGGGCCCCGAGCCCAGUUUUCCAGUGGACUAUCCAAACCCUCCAGCAGGUGGAGAUGACAUCCCCGAAGAAUUCCCUCUAGAGGAGAGCUGGUAUUAUUACCUGUUCGAAGUGUCCCAAAAGCGCACGAUGGACCAAGUCAUUGGCACGUUUUACUCAAGCACGCAUGACACCAAACUCCUUCAAACCCCUAUUGAAUCCCUGAUUCACAAUGCGAUGGAGCUGGAGAGGCAUCAGACCCUCGCUGCGUCGAGACUUCCGCCAUGGCUGCAGUUUAAAGAGGGCGAAGCCUCCGACCGAGAACUACCAUAUUUCAUCCGGACUCGAUCUCUUGCUGUGCAGGACGGUAUACUUCGGCCUUUCUUAUUUCUUGGUAUCCACUCAACUACACUACAGCCCCCUGCUGUUUAUGCAUUUGCUCAACGCUGCCUGGAAGGCUGCUAUGCUAUCAUCGACCUUGUUAACAUUCAGCAUCGGCAUCACGGAAGCUGGUUCCAAGCUCGCGCGGCUUUUCGCUGUGGGCUUUCUAUCAUCGCGGCGAAGAAAAGUCAGAGAGUUGCAGUUCGCUCGGACUGGAGACAAUUCGCGGAGAAGGCUUCAAGUAUUUUAGAGUUCUGGGGCAGAGACGCUCUCGACUUACAAAGGCUGGGAGUUCUCUUUCGCUCUAUUUAUGAAGAGAUGUCGACUUCGGAUUGA
Penicillium brevicompactum is the source of this 1803-nucleotide messenger RNA. Its product is annotated as clr-1. The record is from RefSeq and is a predicted model, not a curated record. Bases 1 to 1803 code for a protein of 600 amino acids. Lineage: Eukaryota; Fungi; Ascomycota; Eurotiomycetes; Eurotiales; Aspergillaceae. Gene Ontology annotation, biological process: regulation of DNA-templated transcription. Gene Ontology annotation, molecular function: DNA-binding transcription factor activity, RNA polymerase II-specific; zinc ion binding. The transcript is spliced from 5 exons.